Molecule: messenger RNA, 2830 nt
Organism: Ornithodoros turicata
Lineage: Eukaryota; Metazoa; Arthropoda; Arachnida; Ixodida; Argasidae
Product: glutathione S-transferase 3, mitochondrial-like
Exons: 6
Coding region: 160-579 (139 amino acids)
Cellular component (GO): endoplasmic reticulum; nuclear envelope; membrane
Molecular function (GO): glutathione transferase activity; glutathione peroxidase activity
Source: RefSeq, a predicted model, not a curated record
UAGGCCGGAGCCGUAGCCGUAGCCUCUGUAGGCGCUUGUUGUGUUGUUCGUCGUCAACAGUAGUGCGUCUGUUUCUGUGGUAUUUUGUAUUUUGUUUUCCUACGCCCGGCUGUGGUUCUCUAGUUACUUCCUCGCAGUUUCGCUGUGACUGAUUUCAACAUGAUGACGCUCACACUUCAGCGAGAAUAUGGCUAUGUUGUCUUAGUAGGUGUGGGGUCAGCAUUUGUGAACUUAUGGCACCAGUCUUUGGUUGGAAGAGCCAGGAAGAAGUAUGAUGUUAAGUACCCAGCGAUGUACUCUGACAAAAACAUGGUUUUCAACUGCAUUCAGAGAGCCCACCAGAACUACUUGGAAAACUACCCUCAGUUUUUGUUCCUGCUGUUUGCUGGGAGUCUUGAACAUCCAGUGCUUGGUGCAGCUGCUGGAGCUGUCUACCUUGCUGGAAGGGUUUGCUAUGCCCUAGGUUACUCAACAGGAGAUCCUUCAAAGCGUUAUCGUGGAGCCUUCCAGUACCUUGGACUGCUGACCCUUCUGGGCACCACUAUCAAGUUGGGUGUGCAUAUGUUGGGCUAUCUCUGAGCUUGUGUAUAUGUCACUGUUGUGCUAUUGAAUCAACAGUCUGCAAGCAGAACUGGUUUUUAUCCCAUAUGGAAACAAUCAGAGGUGGGCCACUCCACGCCAGAUGAUCCGAAGUGGGCGCUCGACCAUAGUAGAUAAAAAAAAAAAAAAUGCAGGUAGAAGACCAACGUGGAAGAGUAGUGCUGGAGAACGCAGCUCAAAAUACAUCACCUUUAAUUUUUUAGAGGCCUAAAUAAGUAUGGUAAAGUCAGAAAAGUAUACCUCACCUUUUUACCAUUUAUUCACCCGCGCGUGAUGUGGCAAGAUACCGCAUGUGAUAUUUAUGUUUUGGAAAGGUGUAAUAUCCCACACUGUGUACGUUAGGCAAAGCAGGUUUCUCCCUCACCUUCUAAUGGUACGUCUAGACGCCGCCAUUUCCUUUCCGUUUGGCAGUUUUUUUUGUUUUUUUACUGCUUUCGGUGGUACCUCAGGAGUGAAGUCUUCACUGUACCUUAUUGAGUGUCGCUCCCAGGUAUGUCCUCAAAGCGUUCCAUCUUCACGUGCGUAGUACAUCGCGUGGUGGAGCUAAAAAAUGUAAAAUUUGCAAUUUUCCCAACUUGCAGUUGUAUUUUAAAAAAUUAAAGAUAACAGCUGCAUCCUCCAGAACCGCUGUUCUAUGGGAGUCUUCUACCUGCACACAUUUUUUGAAAAAAAAAAAAAAAAAUCUGUCAUGGUCAAGCGGCCACUUUCAGUCGUGGCAUGGAAUGGCCCAGGUUGUUAACCUUUAAAAUGUGGAUACAGAUAAAUGAGUUACGACGACAGAUACCUCAUGAAAGAAUACACUGAUACAAUGGCAGCUGCAUGAGAAGAAAGUACAUUACCUUUAUGGUUGCCUCCUUCCACCCCCUCCAAAUGCUCACGAAAAAAAAAAAAGAGCCAUAUCGUGGUGCAUUGAAUAACGCAUGUUUUUGAGAAGCUUACAAACAUUUUAAGGACAAGGAAAUAUCCUGGAACUAUAUCAGCAACAGGUUAUGAAAACAUUUUUAUUGACAAAAUAUAGACGACCUGCCCACUGAAAUACAGGAAACGGGAGCUAGGAUUUUCCGACAUCAGCCCCUCCCCGGACUCCCCAAUGAUCUUAGAGUGCAGUACGUGUCCCUGGCUGGGGGGGCAAACUGUAGCACACAGAACUAGUUAGGCCUUGGGCACCCGCAACUCCAUCUGCCACACUGUCCCAGUUGGACAGUAAUAAUUGGGCAGAUCCAGGAUUUUUCUGAUGUGUGGGGGAUAGCAUGCUACAUGCACUACAGGGGGUGUCAAUGGAAUAUCUGAACUAAUGGAAUCUGAACUUGGGGCAGUUGGUACAUCACUGACCAGUUUUGCGGCGCGAGAACAGUACAAAGAAAAGGACACACACCACGUCGGCGUCGUGGUGUGUGUCUUUUUCUUUACGCUGUUCUUGCGCCGCAAAUCUUGUCAGUAGUAUGUGAAGACAGAAAUUAAGGGGGGGGGGGGCAGGACAUCCGGAACCCCUCCCCUCUAGUAAUAAUCAAGCGACUGUGAUCUAAGUUCUGUUUUUGUUAUUGAUCUCUUGCGUGGCCUUCCAUUAACCCAAAACAACACUGUCAUUUCAAAGUUUUGGACAGAACCAAAUAGAAUCAUAGAUUGAGAACUUACCCGUCAAAAUGAACUCGUUACAAGUUCAGUUACAGUGUGAAAAAUGUAACUAAAUUAAUAACGAAGUUCUUCAGCCUGAAAUGUAGCUCGCAGUUACUGAGUUACUUAAAAAAAAAACGAGUUACUUCCAAGUUACUUCGGACACAAAAUAACAUUACGCAGGUGCAGCGCGCGUGAGUAGUUGAGUUAGACCUUGAGUUGCCUGCGGAGGAGUGCAUCACGCUUGGAUCGUUUUCGUUUAUGUCCAACAAUAGACCUCUCCCUGUUUGUAAACAAAUGACGUCAUAGUGUUCGACAGCGCCACAUAUUUGGUAGAAUUGAACUACGCUUGAAGCUGGAGGUGAACAAAGUCGCGUCCGUAAUUGCUUACUCGUGUAAUACGUUUAUACAUAGCACAGUAUUGUAAUGGGUAUUCAGUGCAUAUUUAGAGGGAAACAUAAACAUGGUUAAGGCUUGUGUUUAAUUUUGUAUACACUUUAUUUUAUACGAGUAUCAUGAUAUUUUCUGCAGGAUAGCUCAUGAGAUAUAUACAACCACCUCUGUAUCUAUGUAAACACAUUUACAUCCUGCAAUAAAAUUACUAUUUUCUACAUAA